AUGUUCGCGAUUGCUCACAACUCGAUCCUUCGGGAUUCGUUGGCUGGUAUUCUUCAGUUGAGUCCUGAAAGAGUUUUCGAGGAGUACAGACCACCACCGUUCACAGGAAAUCUUGUGAUCGGAGUCGAGGAUCUUCGUGAUGCCAAUCUUCGUUUUGCUGUCAGAUAUUUCUUGGCGAACGUCGAAAAGAAUAUCUCUUUGUACAUUGUAAAACAGGAAUGGAGUGAGAACGAUGAGAAGUUUUUCGAUGAUCUUGUGAAGACAGAGUAUCGUCGGGCUCACGACCUCAACCAGGUGGCUAUUGAUCGUGUCAACAAACUCCCAGACAACGACUGGAAAAAUGACAGACUGGAGCAAUUGAACGAGUGGAGGACUAUUCCAGCAAUCAAUUACAGUCUUCUCACACUCAAUGACAAUUUGAAGAACCAAAUCAACAGUCUCGCCAAAGUGACAACCUGUGCCAUCUCAGACGAUGAAGAACAAUUGACGAGCAAACCACCAGUUCUCCACUGGACCGCCGACCCUUUAGAAGGCGAAAUUCAGUUCAUUGCUCAGUUGAACUUCCCACUUUCUGGACCAGACGAUUCGGCGUUUCGUGAGAUGUGUCGAUUGUUAAAAACGCACUUCGAGAUUAGCUACGAGUGGACGGGAGGCAUUUUAUUGACAAGUGAACCUGUUCGAUUGCAUGUUCAACGAUUCAGUGAUACACAAAUUGAAUUUGCUGCUAGGAUUUGUGUCGAUGAGUUGGAAGGUGACGAAGCAGCCCGACCAAUGCGAUUCAUUUGGCCAUAUCUCGCAGUUUCCCUGAAACAAGCUAUUCAAGUGCUCUCCGAGCAUCCACAUCUACAGUACUCGAUCUCAUUCGUUCCAUUCGGCUCAAUCUUUUUCAAAUCUUCUGAAAUCGAGGCUCGAGUCUUUGACGCCACCGUAUUCUGUGCGACAGCUCUGAAAUACGAAAAAGUCGGAUUCCGAGUCGGAGACAACAUUUAUCAUGUCGAUAUUGCUCAUAUCUUCCCAGAUGGAACAUAUCCAUCACUUCAACGUCUUCUAUCAAUGAAUCCUCCGUCACCGAAAUUCUCUCGUCCGGACUCUGUCAAUGAUUCAGUGUCGCCGUCGUUGGUCUCGGAGCCGCCGACUCCUGGAGGACUCGCAGCACCACAUAAUCGAGGAAGACGAGUUUCUUUUGGAACGAUAAAACUAAUGUCCGACGCACCCGCAAAUCCAGAAAUCCCGAUUCUCAAUGGAAACGACGUCGAUGGCUCCGUGAAGACCGUCGACGCCUUCAUCGACAAAAUGCUCCAACAGACGAUGGAUCAGUUGGCCGUCUAA
Messenger RNA from Caenorhabditis briggsae, 1329 nucleotides. Lineage: Eukaryota; Metazoa; Nematoda; Chromadorea; Rhabditida; Rhabditidae. The record is from RefSeq and is a predicted model, not a curated record. Bases 1 to 1329 code for a protein of 442 amino acids. The transcript has 7 exons.